Messenger RNA from Vidua macroura (Pin-tailed whydah), 2032 nucleotides. It is a transcript of the gene EME1, whose product is annotated as essential meiotic structure-specific endonuclease 1. Gene Ontology annotation, cellular component: Holliday junction resolvase complex; nucleus. The transcript is spliced from 8 exons. NCBI's taxonomy places the organism in Eukaryota, Metazoa, Chordata, Aves, Passeriformes, Viduidae. The record is from RefSeq and is a predicted model, not a curated record. Gene Ontology annotation, molecular function: DNA binding; nuclease activity. Bases 54 to 1688 code for a protein of 544 amino acids. Gene Ontology annotation, biological process: resolution of meiotic recombination intermediates; double-strand break repair; mitotic intra-S DNA damage checkpoint signaling.
GGCGCGGGCUUUCCCCUCAGGCAGGCGCGGGUGCCCCUGAAGAGACGCUGGAGAUGGCGGAGAGCGAGUCGGGAUCUGUGAGCAGCGAGGAGGAGAACCUGCCCUCCUUCGCCUACCUGCUGCAGCCGUCCCCAUGCCUCGGCGAGCCGAGCCGCCCGCGGUCGCCAUCUCCUGAUCCUGAAGCGGUAGAGGUUGUCAAGAUAGUGAGCAGCGGGAGCGAAGAGGUGGAUGAAGAGGUGACGGACGUCGUCCCUUUGCAUGAGAAGGUCAAGAUGAGAGUGGGAGCGGAGCCUGAGCCUUUCAACCUGGGCGCUGGUGAUAAAGGAGAGGCAUCUGGGCUUUGUGCUAGUGGUGACCUGAUGGCUCCUGGGAGCGAAGGGCUUCGGGAAGAACUGACGCCGUCUGGAAAAAUAGCUUGUGAUAGUGAGAAUGGUAUACGCAGUGUUGAGCGAUCCUUCUUGUGCUCCUUGCCAGUCGACUCUGACAGGCCUAGUAGCCCCCCAGUAAGCAGAGAAAGGCCAGAAACAUCGCUGCCUCUCAAGAAGCGACAAUAUAGCCAGAAGGAAGGGGAGGCAAUCUGCCAGAAUGCGUGUCAGAGAAGGAAGGAGCAAGAAGCUAAGAGGAGGGAGCAGGAGGAGGAGAAAGAGAGGAAGAGAGCCGUUGCCAAGAUGCUGAAAGCUCAGCGGCCAGGAGAGUGCCAGAAAUAUAUAACAGUGGUGCUAGAUCCAGUCAUCUUACAGGUAGAAGGUGGCGAGCAGAUCCUUAGUGCUUUGCAGGCUGCCAAUUAUUCCUGUGUGUUUGAGAACCACGCUGUUCCCUGCAGCAUCACCUGGAGGAGAAAGAUAGUGACAUCACAGAUGGGAGGAGGAGAUGAAUGGACAGAAGAACCAAAUGUUCUGGUUUUGCUUGGCUUGGAGGAGUUUUUGUCCAUGGCUCACAGCUACAAGCAAAAUGCUGAUGGCUGUGCAGAAAAGCAGAAGGAGACCCUGCAGAGCUAUGUAUCUCAUAUGAUGGAGAAAAUGCCUGGGAGAAUUCUGGCUCUGGCAGUAGUUGGAGUAGAAAAUUAUUUCAGGUCUCUCCAAGUUCAGCCAAAACAAAGGCUGCGACAGACAGCAGCAAGUGGGAAUCAAGAGAAACGGGGAAAAAGGAGUAAAAAAGAGGUUAAGGAUUCUGGCCUGGACUUAUCCAGAAUGGAUGUAAAAGAAGCCCUGGUGGAUCUGCAGCUGAGCACACAAGUCCAAAUCAGCAUUUUUGAGAGCAGUGAGGAGCUUGGGGAGUAUGCCACUAUGUUCACAAAAGCUGUGGCUGAGGCACCAUACAAGCGAGAGCGAGAGAACACAGGGUUCCCUUUCUACUUGGAGAAGGACUGUUGCAGAGGGGUGAAGGUGGAUUCUUCCGGAAAGGGUCUCUUGAAAGUUUGGAAGAGGCAGAUACAGCAAUUUAACCGUGUCAGCUCUGAGAUGGCUGAGGCUAUCGUGUCUGCCUACCCCUCCCCCCAGCUUCUGAUCCAGGCCUAUGAGAGAUGCUCUUCGGAUCAGGAGCGGGAGAACAUGCUGGCCAAUAUCCCUGUGCACCGUGGGGAGGGGGUGACGGCCACCUCCCGGCGCAUUGGGCCGGAACUAUCCCGACGCGUAUAUCUGCAGAUGACUUCCCAUGAUCCUGACCUCUGUCUGGAUUUUACUGGGUAGCACAGUGAAAAAGAGUUGUACUGUUUGUUCAGUUAAGUGUUCAGUUUUGGAUUUCACUGGGUAGCUCCAGGGAAUAAGGGUUUUUACCAUUUGUCUGGUCAAGUUUUCAGUCUUCUUCUGUGAAGAAGUGCUUAGAUAACACUCAGUGAUCCUUGUUUAAAGACUUGAAGCACAUUUAGACUUUACUGUGGCAGGAAAAAAGUUGGAUAAAGUUGCUGAAUAGCAGGAGUUUACAAAAGAAAGAUGGUGAACAUCUUCCCUAAGCACAUGAGUUGCACACAGCUUAUAUAGUACUGAUAUUGUUUUAUUUGUUUUUCUAUAAAAUAAAUAAUUUUGAAGAAUAA